UGUCUGACCUAUGACUCAUUACGUCAUUUCCGGUUCCCACAGGAAACUCGCUCUGUCCCAAACACGGAAGUUUCGCGGGCCGGCCUCUUCUCUCAAAAUAGCAGAUAGACUUAUGGGAGUAUAAGAAACAGAGGAAUGAAUCGUUCUACCAGUUUUAUGAAGUGGCUGCACGGCCAGAAAUCCCAGGAACCUGGAAACUCCUCAACAAGCACCAGGAACUGGGUUCACCCGCCAGAUGUACUACUCAAAGGGCAUGUUACAUACCAAACUAAGUUGCUGGGAUGUACAGAAGUACAACAGGCCAAAGGAACAGAGGUGGUGAAGGAAGCCAUCAGGAAACAAAAGUUCUCAACUCAUGUCAAGAGAGCGGAGGGGGCUAAACCUAUCAAAGUGGAGCUGAGUAUCUCAGCUGAUGGACUAGGGAUUUCAGACACCAAAAACAAGAUUCUUAUGCACAACUUCCCUCUGCACCGGAUUUCCUUCUGUGCAGACGACAAAACCGACAAGAGAAUUUUUGCCUUCAUCGCCAAAGACACAGAAAAGAAUGUUCACCUCUGUUUUGUAUUUGACAGUGACAAAUGUGCUGAAGAGAUCACCCUGACAAUCGGACAGUCUUUUGACCUGGCCUACAAGAGGUUUAUUGAGACCAGUGGGAAAGACUUGGAACUCAGGAAACAGUUCCUGGCACUGCAGAAAAAGUUAAAGGAAAAAGAAGCAGAAAAUGAACAACUGAGGAAAAGAAUAUCCAGUUUAGAGGCACAACUCAGGAAGACCUCUACUUCUGCAACGACCACUGUACAUAACAAUAUGGUCCAACUCCCCCCACCCCAGCCGGUUUCUAGAACCCCGGUCCCACUCCCCCCUCCUCAAAACCCCCCUCAGACCCUCCAGUUCAAGCAGACAGACUCCUUCGAUAUGGAGCCCUUCUCGCCAACCAAUGGCAACGCAAUGUCACCAACGGCAGUAAACGGGGCAGCUUUUGUUUCACCUACCAAACCAACGUCUGCUGCAAGUCGAGACGUUUUUGGCCAGGAACCUUUUGAUGCCAUCAUUUCAUCUGGAGGCUCGCAGGAUUAUGACAAGGCCAUGGGGAAUAUUGACUCACAGUUGGCAGAUCUACAGGAGCAAAGUGAACAGAAGGAAGGGUUUGGGGCUGGCUUGACCAUCAGCAGUGGACAGUUCUCCCUGGACAUGUUUGACCCCUUGAGUGAGCAGAGUCAAGCCUAAAAUUCUCAUUUUUGUACCAAAGUUUGCCUCAGAAUUCUAAUCUAACAUGUAGUAGGCAGAAAAAAGGCUUGAUAAUUAGCAUACUUUUGAUAAUCUUUGGCUAAGGACUGAAGUGAGUUUUAUACAAUGUAUCAAAUGGAUGCUUAUGCAUACAAACUCCUCUAGGCUAGCUGUGAUACUGUUGAAACAACAUUAUCAGGUUAUAAAAUGAUAGUAGCAUUUUUUUAAGGAAAUUGGGAUACAAUCAUAGACAUGUACAAAUGUAUACUGUAUACUGUAGAAAGGCUCACCAUCUAAUGGGUAGGCAAAAUACAUAUCUGCACCUAACUAUAGAAUUUGACAGCUCCAGAAAUAGUCAGACUUCAUUGAUUUUCAGUUAGAAUUCAAAAUGUAAGCUAUAAUAUCUUACAUUAUGAUUUGUAAAAAAUGUACAUAUUAAGUACAAAAUUAAUGUUUUAAUAGAACCCAUAUCCCUGCCCCAACAACCCAGCUAGUUAGAGGCACAGGUACUAAAAGUUCUGUGAAAAAAUACUAGAUAUAAACGCAUUUUUUUAUAAAUAAGUAAGUUAUAUAUAAAUACUUUUUGAGAAAAAUGCAAGAUUACAAAAUUUGGGACAUUGUUUUUGGUAGAACUAGAAAGAUACAUCAUUUUGUAAUGAUUUAGGAACAAAACCAAACAAACAUUAAAGCCUAUGGUAGUACUAGUUACAAUUACCGUUGAAUCAUGGACAGGGACAUAAUUAAAAAUGGUAGUCUUUAUUGUUUUGUAGGAUCACUUGAAAGCACUAUGGCCUAAAUUGAGAGAGCAUUUUCAAAUCCAAAUUAGCUAUGAUCAGUUAGCACACAGUCCAAAACACAGUACCACAUUUAGUAAUGUUUUGUAUUGGCAGAAUGACAAAGAAACUCACAUAUUUAAUGACACAGAUCUUUGGAGCUUAUACCUAAUAGCAGUCAUGAUAACUUUGCAAAUGAAGAUAUGAUUGUGCCUUCAUUUUCUAGUCAGUUUAUUCUACAGUGUAUAGAUAUGGCACAUUUUUUCAUCAAAACACCAAUCUUUUGAAGUUUUGUGAAUUCUAGAUACCUAAAGUAGUUGAAAUCAUGCAGUGGCAAGAUUCCUUUUUUCGGCCCCAGAAAAGACUAACUAAAGUACUGUGUGCGUGUAAAAUCCAAAUGAUAGCACAGGUAUUAUGCUUUGUAAAAAGAAUUGAGUACCAAUUUUGACACUACAGUUCUUGUGGAAUGUAGAUUAGUAAGGUAACUCUGUGUUUAAGAUUGUUGCAUGCAAUCUAAUUAAAAAAACUCUACUUCUACACUACAAUCUGAGAUUGCUCAGAUUUUUGUGAUGAAGGAAACAAUUAUAUUUUAAUAUAUAUCGACUCAAGUAUCCCAUUACAAUCAUGUACAACGUAAAUCAAAUUUGAUGUAUAACCUGUUAACCAUUGGUUAUUGGUAGUUUCCAAACAACAAUCAAGUCAAAUUUGAGUGACAAUAAGUGAACGGAUAUUCUUCUCUACAACACUCAGCCAAAGGUUGAAUAUACCUUAAUGACAUUAAUCAGUCAUUAUAUUACUUUAAGGUAUAUUUCAGACAAAGCAUUAUUAAUAGGAAUACAAUUCAUGCUGACAUGUUUAUGAAUGUUAGACAUCCAGGUAAACAAUAUUUUAAGGUAAUUCCAUCUCUACAAAUAAAAUAAUAUUGAAUGAAUAUAGAAUUAGAAGAUUUACUUCUGGAAGUUUCAAGUGACAUCCAUCACUCUUCUUCAGCAUCAUUAGAAUGAACUGGCAGAACACAUCAAUACAAGUACAUCUAAAUGGAAAAAAAACGGUUGAACAUGUCAUAGUCACUCAUGAUGAUUGUAUGCAAAUGCCACUCAUGUAAAUCAUGUUUAGGAAGUUCCUAUGGUUAGACAAUGUCAUACAUGUAUUAACUGUUGUUAUCCUCCAUGUAUUGGAUAGUUCUAAAAUCUAUGUGAGGUAUUUUGAGUUUUUAUGAUGGUGAUGUUAUGUUAAGUUUUUCAGCCAAUUGUGUAUGAAGGGAAAGACAAUGUUUUCUGUGAAGUUAAGAUGGUUUUUAGUUUGUUGAUAAGAGACAGUUUUUGUGACAGCAUUUACUUGUGCACUCUUGUUUGUAAGUGUUAAUACUAUGAUUAUUGCACUUUCUGUGAAUGCUUUAAGGGUCACAGUUUCUCUUCACCACAAGGUACUUGUUGCCAACUACAUGUACAUGUAUUGACUGUCUAUGAUUUCAUUAGUUGAAUAAUCACACCAUUUAGCCUGGGUACCAUCUGGAAAGUAGUUCACUACUAUGUACAGUCACUUCUUGCUCUGACAUUCAUUAUACAGUCAAACCUGUCUAUAGCGGCCAAUCAAGGGACUGGAGAAGUGAUGGCCACUAUAGACAGGUGGCCACUAUAGAGAAUGUGUUGAUCAAUUGACCACGAGCAAGUUACACAUGGUUUCAGUUCCCACUAAUCUUUCUCACCAAGUAACAUUGUCUCGAAAACUCUCGAUUGGUAAAUUUACUGACAAAGACUUGCAUUUUAACGCUCACGGCAUGCACACCUUCUACUGCCGUCAAAAUGACCCUGUUGGGAAUUCCAAAUCCUUGCAAACUACGAUUUCAAACUCGGCGCAGGCUGACAUAUGGCCGCCGUACGGUUGCAAUAGGCAGUGUUUCUGUAUCGACGGGACCGGAAAUCGUGUGGCCGUGGCCGCGUUGGACAGGUGGCCGCUAAGCCUAUUUCUUAAUCAUUACGAAUCCAAGGGACCGACAAAAAGUGGCCACUAUGGCCAGGUGGCUGCUAUGCAAAGGUGGCCGCUAAUACAGGUUUGACUGUACACUAUAUAUACUGUUGCUUCUCUGCUGUUCUGUCUGGGAUCUUUGACCACCUUAGCAUCUGGAAUCAUCCAAAUUUUGGAUGAGGUUGCUGAUUGGUCCCUACAUAUGAGCGAAUUACAAAAUGGCUUCAAGUGUUUGUUUAAACUAGCGUUCCAACAUGCGACACCCUCCGUCCACUUGCAGGGGGGCCUGUUGUCAUUGAACGAGUGCUCUAGAAUCCAUUUGAUAUUCCUUGAUUCGCGCAUUACUGACGUAACCACCAAAAGGUUUGAAUGUGCAGGUCUCCAGACGGGUAGCAGAUGCAAACAUAGGAGAGAAGUACUACCCAGAAGGUACCCAGGCUACAUACCAUUGGUAUUUACUGUAAAGUUUCACAGUUAUUGAAGUUGAAGUGACGUAGAACACCAUAAGAACAUGCAUCGUUGAUGACACAGAUACAGAUACAACAGCAAAGUCAAUUGUCUUACAAAAUUCAGCUUUAGCUCUUUUUUACCUUUUAAUCUCCAACACCAUUAACUUCAUAAUUGAAUCUACCUUUUGGUGCAAGCCAAGCCCCGAAUUUAGUCUAUAAGAAAGGUAGGUUAUUAGUAUAAUGUAAUAAAAUGUAUGUCUUUUUAUGUAAUUCACAAGGAAAAUGCCAUUUCAUGUUGCUUUUGUCUCAAGGCAUAUUAUGUAAAUCACUUGCAGAAUAACUAAAACUGAAUUUUAUGCAUACUAACUUGUUGCUUAAUAUAUUCUGUACUCUACUUAUGUUUUCUUAUUUUUGACAUGAUUUUCAAUGUUGGAAAUAUACUUGGUGAUGGUUUGAA
Messenger RNA from Branchiostoma floridae (Florida lancelet), 4874 nucleotides. Its product is annotated as PTB domain-containing engulfment adapter protein 1-like. The transcript is spliced from 12 exons. Bases 136 to 1227 code for a protein of 363 amino acids. The record is from RefSeq and is a predicted model, not a curated record. NCBI's taxonomy places the organism in Eukaryota, Metazoa, Chordata, Leptocardii, Amphioxiformes, Branchiostomatidae.